Cicer arietinum (chickpea) is the source of this 3252-nucleotide messenger RNA. RefSeq lists its product as uncharacterized. Gene Ontology annotation, molecular function: protein binding. Lineage: Eukaryota; Viridiplantae; Streptophyta; Magnoliopsida; Fabales; Fabaceae. The record is from RefSeq and is a predicted model, not a curated record.
UUUUUAACAAAAAUAAUAAUAAAAUUCAAACGGCAUAUUUCAUUGUCUUAUUUGUCAUCUCAUUUUCCAUUCUAAAUUCCAACCUCCUCCCGCCGAUGGCCACCAUGGAACGCCGGAAAACGCUGACCAUGAAUUGGGACGGCCUCGGCGACGAUGAGGACGACUUACACUUCUUUGAAACCUAUAACCGUCUCUCCACCGCCGUUCCCGACGAUUUAGCUUCUUCCUCCGACGAAGAAGAUAAUGAUUAUGAAGACAGUCGAUUAUCCUUCGCCUCCGCAGUUUCCUCCUUUCACCCUGCAAAACAUCGAAAGCCGCCAGAGCUUCCGUCGGCAUCCUCCAUUACUCCAAACUACGAUAUCUGGAUGGCUGCUCCUGGAUCCAUCACCGAAAGAAGACGAAGAUUGCUUGGAAGCAUGGGAUUGGAUGAAAAGAAAGAAAAUCUCAAAGUUACAAGUGUCGCCAUUGGCCGCGCCAUCACGAAAAAGUUCGAAAACAACCAAAGAGAAACUUCUCCUUCUUCAAAUUCAUCCCAUUCCGGUACAAAUUCAUCAUCUUCUUCAGUUUCCACUACUAGUCCUACUACUACUACAACAACUUCCUCUGUUUCCGGUCAGCGAAAAUCAGAGCAGUCACCUGUUUCAUAUGUCCUCGUUCGAUCGCGAUCAGAAGGUGACAUUGAUUCAUUCUCCAUGGCAAAAUUAAGGAAGGAGGAAAUAAUAGGAAAGAUUUCAAAGCAGCGGUUAACCAGAACCGCUACUGACAUAGGCGUGCCGAGCACACGGGCUCGACACGCAAAUGGAAACAGAUUUAUAGUGAAGGAUUCACAUUCUGGUGAAUCCGGCCACAAACGCUUACCAUCGUCACAGAUGGUAACACAGAUGGUAACGCCCGGCUCAGCGGUCGGAGCGUUCUUUUUAAUAAAGAACUUAGAUACAGGAAAAGAGUUUAUCGUAAACGAAUACGGCGAAAACGGAAUGUGGAAUCGGUUAAGCGAUUUAGAAACAGGGAAACAGUUAACAAUGGAGGAAUUCGAAAACACGGUGGGGCAUUCGGCGGUUGUUAAGGAAAUAAUGAGACGUGCUAAUGUUGGAAGAAAUGAUGGUUAUGGGAAGAAACUAGCUUCAAAUUCUUAUAUUUUGAGGAGUUUAAAGUUAAGUAAAAGAAGAGGUGCUUCAUUGUUGAAGAAUAUUAAAGGUGUUGCAAGUGGAUUCGUUGGUGAAAGAGAAAGAGAAGUUGUUGCGCCACAAGUUGUUGCGCCACCAGUUGUUGAACCACAACAACAACAACAAAAAACUCAAGGGAAGAAUAAAUGGGUUAAGGUUAGACAAAGUGGGAAAUCACAAAAGGAGCUUUCAGCUUUACAUAUGUGUCAAGAGUUUCAAGCACAUGAAGGGUGUAUUUGGACGAUUAAGUUUAGUUUGGAUGGUCGUUUUUUGGCUAGUGCUGGUGAGGAUAAAGCGAUUCACAUUUGGGAAGUGCAAGAAUGUGAGGUUAUGUCUAUGAAACCUGAGGAAGGGAAUUUAACACCUAUUCAUCCUUCUUUGGUUUCUUCUAUGGAGAAAACUAGUGGGGAGGCACCUUCUUUGGGUAAGAAGAAAGGGAAAUUUGGAAGUAAAAGAGGGAGUGCUAUUCCUGAUUAUGUUCAUGUGCCUGAAAAUGUUUUUACUUUUUCUGAGAAGCCUUAUUGUUCUUUUCAUGGUCAUUUGGAUGAAGUUUUGGAUUUGUCUUGGUCUAGAUCUCAGCUACUUCUUUCAUCUUCAAUGGAUAAGACAGUGAGACUGUGGGACUUGGAAACUAAGGCAUGCUUGAAAUUUUUUGCACAUAAUGAUUAUGUAACAUGCGUGCAAUUCAACCCCAUGGACGAUGAUUAUUUCAUUAGUGGCUCUCUUGAUGCUAAAGUUAGAAUGUGGAACAUCCCUGCUCGUCUUGUUGUGGAUUGGACUGAUAUUCAUGAAAUGGUUACUGCUGUUUCUUACACACCUGAUGGUCAAGGUGUUCUAGUUGGUACACAAAAGGGGAGUUGUCGUACUUAUAGCAUAGAAGAUUACAAAUUAACUCAAACAAACACAAUUGAACUUCGAAACAAGAAGAAAUCUCAGCUAAAAAAGGUUACAGGCUUUGAGUUUGCCCCAUGUAAUCCAUCAGAAGUUCUUGUUACUUCAGCUGAUUCCAGGAUAAGAAUUGUGGAUGGUACAGAUAUUGUUCAUAAAUUUAAAGGAUUUCGAAAUGCAAACAGCCAAAUGGCAGCAUCAUUUAGUCCAAAUGGGAGAUAUAUCAUAAGUGCAAGUGAAGAUUCACAAGUUUAUGUAUGGAAGCAUGAAGAGCAUAGAAAUCCAAGCUCAGGAAAAGCUAGAAGUUUGGUUGUUACUCAAUCUCAUGAGCACUUUCCAUGCAAAGAUGUUUCAGUAGCAAUACCUUGGCCAUGCAUGAUUAGAGGGGAUCCACCACAAGUUCCAGUUCAACAUUCAAAAAAGAACUCAAAACAGUCAAUGGAUGAAAACAGCAAGAGAAUGCUUCCACCACUUCCAAAGAAAGGUAAUAAUAACAACAACAACAACAAUGGAACAGAAAGUGCUCCAUGUUCACCAGAACAUGACCCUUCAUCAAUUUCAAGAACAGAAUCAGGAAUUGAUAAUGACUCAUUUGCAAAUAACAGUAAGAGAAUGCUGCCACCUCUUCCAAAGAAAAACAACAACAACAAUCAAACCAUGGAAAAUGAAAUGGAAGAUGACCCGGCAGCGAUAUCGAGGACGGAUUCGGGGUUCGGCGAUUCGUUUUCUUCGGGUUCUGGUUCGAUUAGAUAUUGUGAUUCACCUUCAAUAUCAGAUGCAGCUACUCCAUCUUGGUCAUCUUCUUAUUCAUCAUAUGAUGGUAGCCAGGGUGGUGCAUCAGCAAUUCAUCCUUCAGCAUGGGGUUUGGUAAUUGUGACAGCUGGAUUUGGUGGUGAAAUUAGGUGUUAUCAAAAUUUUGGGUUGCCAAGAAGGAUGGGUAGACAAGCUCAUCUUUUUGGAAGCCCUGCAUAAUAUCUGCAGAAUUUGACUUAAUUUUUUUUUUCCUCUUGAGAAAUGAAGGAAUGGCACAAGAUUAAAUGUAAAUUCAAAUUUUUCUUUUUAGUUUGGCAUAAGAUGUGGCAAUUUUGUUUGAUUCUAUGUAUCCCUUGGAAGCUUAUCUCUUCAAGUAAACGUAUGAUAUAGUUACUGUUUUCGACCCUUAACGGUUGAGAUUAUUUAAAAAUUGAUUUUGUGAACA